AUUAGAGAAAAUUCAUAGCAGCUGGUUCUUCAUCAUCAUCAUCUUCCACUUGACGGUGUAUGAAUGAUGAGCAAUGUGAAGCUCCCCACAUAUUAUGUUAUUGUGGAUUACGAGCUAUUCUCCAGAUAUCAUGGACCGAAUCAAAUCCAGGAAGACGAUUUUUUUCAUGUCCAAAAUAUAGAGAAAGAGGAUGUGACUUUUUCUUAUGGCAUGAUCCAGAACCAUCACAGAGAAGUAAGACAAUUAUUAAUGAGUUGAAGUGGAAUAACAAAAAAUUAAAGUUGGAGAUUAGUGAAUUAAAGAAAUGUGCUAGUUACAAUGGUGAAGUAGAUUAUAAUGAUGUUUUGGAUGAUGGAAACAACAAUUAUGCAACUAUGCAGUUAAAUGAUGAAAUAUCUUCAUUGAAUAGGAAAUUUAGAGUUGCUAUCAUGGUAAUUGUCUGUACUUGGAUUGUGAUGAUGUGGAUGUGGUUGAUGUAACUUGUGUUGUGAUGUUACUUGACAUUGUGAUGUAA
This is a messenger RNA of Zingiber officinale, 514 nucleotides long. RefSeq lists its product as uncharacterized. The coding region runs from base 60 to 479 and encodes 139 amino acids. The transcript is spliced from 2 exons. Gene Ontology annotation, molecular function: zinc ion binding. The record is from RefSeq and is a predicted model, not a curated record. NCBI's taxonomy places the organism in Eukaryota, Viridiplantae, Streptophyta, Magnoliopsida, Zingiberales, Zingiberaceae.